CCUUCCGUCGCCCAGUGCGUGUGUUUAGUACUACAUUACAAAAAAAAAUAAAUUGAUAAAUGUGCAACGCUAACGGUCGUUUACACAAUUAAACAAAGCCAUAUUUGGGUACAUCGCACACACACACAAACACACGCGGCCACGCUUACAGUGGUACAAACAGUAGGAUUAAGUAUAAAGUCGUGCGUCUAAUUGCCGCAGUAAAGCAAAUCACAUACAACAACAAGAAAUCGAAAGAAAUAUAUCAGCAAAAAUGAGCGGCCGCGGGAGCCGUAAGCGCGGUCGGCCGCCAAAGACGCCUAAUGAGAGGUCAACAGGACGCUUCAACUAUCAACUGCUCAAGAAGCCAAAGUAUCUAAGUGAAGGAAAAUCGCAGCCAAGCACGCCGUCCGCGUCGCGAGCCAUCUCACCACAAAGCGAUGAAUGCAGCCGCAGCAGCAAUAACAAUCGCAGCAGUCGCGGCAGUGGCGCGAAAAGAGGACGCGGACGAAAGUCAAAUGUACAUGCCAAUGCCAGUUAUUCCAGCAGAAAAGGUUACGAAUCGGAGUAUCACUACGGUUCAGAUUUCGGUGACUCGGAUGAGGAAAAAUCAGAUAAUGAAGAUGAUAUGUUGCUUACGCCAAGUGACGAUGAGAGCUUAGAAGAGGCCAACGAGAGUGAGUCUGAGUUCUCAGUAUGCAGUUUCACACAAAACGGGGUAGGACGACCACCGCGACCGCCCAGUCCGGAACCUAUUUGGCUGCAAGAAGGUCGGGUGUUCGCAUCUCUCGAACUGCCAGAGUCUUCAGAGGAUUUAUUCGUGGGCAACAGUCACGUUCUGUGCGCACUCAGUAUAUACGAGGUUUUGAGGCGUUUUCGCCACCUGGUUCGGCUUUCGCCAUUUCGAUUUGAGGAUUUUUGCGCGGCUCUAAUGUCCGAAGAGCAAAGCGCGUUACUCACUGACAUACAUAUAAUGCUGCUUAAGGCUAUAUUACGCGAGGAGGAUGCCCAAGGAACACAUUUUGGCCCUCUAGAUCAGAAGGACACGGUCAACAUUAGUUUAUAUUUGAUCGAUGCAAUUACUUGGCCGGAAAUUUUGCGCAGCUACGUUGAUAGUGAUAGGCAAUUUGAUCGUCAAGUGCAUGACAUACUUUCUCAAGGUGAAUAUCCCUAUACGGGAGUGGAGCACCGACUAACUGUACUGCAGUUCCUGGGCGAUCAGUUUCUACUUGCCAACUCGGUGCGAGACGUAAUGUUGCAAGAGGGGCCUAUACACUAUGACGAUCAUUGUCGCGUCUGCCAUCGCUUGGGUGACUUGCUGUGCUGUGAAACUUGCCCCGCUGUCUAUCAUUUGGAAUGUGUGGAUCCCCCUAUGAACGAUGUGCCCACUGAAGACUGGCAGUGUGGCCUAUGUACCUCGCACAAAGUUGUUGGAGUUGUUGAUUGCGUGUUGCCGCAGGAAAAGCAGGGAGUGCUUAUACGGCAUGACAGUCUUGGCGUGGACCGACACGGUCGAAAGUUUUGGUUUAUUGCACGGAGAAUAUUUGUGGAGGAUCAAAUCGAUGGAAAGUGCUGGUACUACAGCACAACAAGCAAGUUGGAAUUAUUGCUAAAAAGGUUGGAUCCUGAUGAGCUAGAGGUGCGUUUGUAUGCCCAGCUCUUGGAGCGUAAAGAAGAAAUUGAGCGCCAAAUGCAGUUGACAGAAACGCUGACCAAUGAGCACAAACAUAACAAGCGCACGGUGUUGGAACUGGAGCAAGAUGCUACGCGUGAAUUAUUGGACAAAGAAACAGCAAAAGGGGAGCCAGAAGUAGACGCUGUCAAACUAGAAACUGAUGAGGCGGCUAAGAAGCCGGAACAUAAUAAAAUGGUCACACGGCAGAAAACGAACCAACUUAACAGUGGAACACUGUACUUUAAGCUUGGUAUGGAACAGGGCUACAAGAAUUAUGUAAAUCAAUAUGCUACAAAUGCCAUAGCACUAAACAAACCGCAACGCAAUGAAGAACGGGAUAAGAGGCGCCACCUCUCACACAAGUUCUCGCUAACAACAGCCUCUGAUUUCAAAUGGAUUGGUAUAACAAUGGGCACAGCUGACAACAUUGUUCAGACAUUACGUCAGACUUUGAUGAAUUUUGAAUCGAACAUUGCAGCGCCUUUUCUCAAUCCCAAUUGGGUGAUUAACAAAAAGAUCUGGAACAAUGCUGUUAUGAGUGCGAAACGUGCCUCAGAUUUUGCUGCUGUGCUCAUGCUGUUCCAGGCCUCGCUGAAGAGUGUAGUCUUUGCCAAUGUGUGGCAUGAACAGCUGGGCCACACGGCCCUGCAACGCAUCACUAGUGCAGAACGUGAAUGGCGCAAGAAGCUGGAGAAGCGUGAGAAACGUGAGCGAGAUGAUGAAGAGGAACGCAACCGACUGGCUUUUAAUUACAUUAAAUACUCGCUAGGCCUGAAGCACCAGGUGUGGAAGCAAAAGGGUGAAGAGUAUCGCGUGCACGGACAAUGGGGUUGGCUCUGGUUGUCAAGCAGUCGGCGAUGUGGAGUGCGCGCUCGACGUGCUCAGCCCCUCGUUCAUAAUCGGGUUUAUGUGCACUACACGUUGGAAAAUGAAGAAGAUCCUGAGCAGGCUGUUGAUGAAAUAAUUUUAGUUGACCCACGCACCCAACGAUUUAUGCAACAGUGCGAGUCCAUCAAUGCAGAGGGCCAGGUAUGCCACUACUUGCCGGAGCAAUAUAAGAACGUCAAAGUUAUUGAAGAUGUAAAGGAACGCGUCAAGGGUAACAUUGAUGUGAGCAAAGCGCUGAACGCACCGGGUCGUAGCUAUUAUCCUAAAGUGGCUAGGAAAUGUCGUGUGGAUGAUUUACUUGAGCGUCGCAGUAAAUUGAUGGAGGUUGAGCAUCAACUGGCUUCCAAUUCAGAGGCAGAUAUUAAACCUUUGGUAAUUACAUCUAACAGUGCAACGAAUAGCACCAAACAAACCUAUCUAGAGAAACGUCUGCUGCGAUUAACCGAAACCUCUGGCAAGAGUAGCCCACAUUCAUCCAACGUGAAUUUUGAUCUCGUCAAUUCGCUCGCCAAACAAAUACAAACCGUGCGCCUCCAAUUCAGUCAGCUCAAUCGGUUUGCCAAGACAUUCCGCUGUUAUACGAAGGAAUGCAACACAAACUCAAACGCUGUUUCGCAAAUAACGCAAAAUACUUGUUAUUCGCCACUUUGUUUGCAAAAAGCACGCGCCAAGAAAGAGUUGUUACUACUUCUACGAAAGGCACAUACUGCGGGAAAUGGGUCCAAGGAGACAGUUGCAGCUAUUCUUGGUGCCGUGAAAAAACCUUCCAUACUUGAGCAAAAGUUGACAGAAGGUAAAAAAGAUGCAUCGAGCUUGGCCGUUGAUGACGCGGAUGAUGCAAAGUUGGUGGAAGGUGAGGCACCUUUGGACUUGUUGCAAGACUGGGAGCAAUCGCGAACUGUUGCUGUAUCCUUUAGCGAACAGUUGCUUACCGAUUGCUUGCUAAGCGACGUUGAACUAUCAGCUACAGUUAAAGUAGAAGAGCCAAACGUUUCAAGCAAUGCAAAUGUCGACAAUAGCACACAAGACUCCGACAAAAUGGAUUACAUUGAAAGCAUGGAUGUGUGCAGUAAUGUGGAGAUUGAGAGUACUGAAGAUUCCCUUGUGGCAGCGGCAAGUGCCGCAAGUUCUACAGUUAAUGCUGAAGAUGUGGACAUGUCGGCCGGAUCCCGGCGAAAGCGCACACAGAAGCAGAAAAAAGCUUAUAUAGGUACAAAAGAUGUGCUCGAUCAGACAUUGGACAAGGACAUACCGUUGAACAAACAGAAUCGUCGCUUUCCAAUCACGACGCGUGCUGUCAAGCGUGAGGAUGUUACAAAAUAUGAACGCGAGUACUUUGAGAAUGGUAAGGAGCGUAUCUACUCGGCGACAUCACCACGUGGACGAAUCUACUUGCUGCGCGAUGCGUCAAAAUUAUACGAGCAGAACAUCAAAUCAGAGGACAAGGCAGUCGUGACAAAAAAGCCCGCCUAUUCGCGGUAUCCACUCAUUUCCAAUUUCCUUACGCACAAACAAAAGCGCAGCUUAUUGGUUUUACCGCGUUACGAGCUCCUGAAAUUGGCACGCCUCGCUGGAAAGUCUCCCGCCAGUGGCUUUCACCAUGCGGCUAAGAAUAACUCCAUUUGGCAAUAUCAAUGCUCACGUCCACUGUUUCGCACUUGUUGGUCCUACCGCACAUCCAAUGCAACAACAUUGUCUUGCAUAGCACUACAGUUACGUAUUUUGUGGUCGUGUCUACGAUGGGAUGAUAUGAUUGCCAAGCCACCAUCCGCUGAUGGUAAACACCAGGUGACUUCAGAGACGGAAAUUGUCACCGUUGAAUUGUUGAAGCUGCGCCAUGCCGGUCGUUAUGGGGAGAAGACAAGCUAUUUGAGGCGCAAGGUCGUCAUACCCCUGGAGAUGCCGAAAACAAUUAGGGAAGUCACAUCCAUACGUUCAGGCUUGCGGAAACGGAAACGCGCUGAAUCGCCACAACCAACCGAGCCACAAAUCAGCGAGGAAUGGGUAGAGGAGGACAAACUCGAGCUGUGGGAAAUAAAGUUCAUUGGCGAAAAACAAGAAAGAGCGCGCCUGGCCACAGUCACGCGAUCUGUGGCAUCCCGUCAAUUGGAAGCAACUAACGCAGCUGGAACGUCUGCCAAUAGCGCCAACGGUGGACGUGUAUUGUUAGCAUCAAAGCCCAAAGAAGAUAUGAAAGACAAAAUGGAGCAACAAUUAAAACUACAACGCGCUGUGCAUCAGCAGCGUAAAUCGUUGAAUACCAAUAGUGAAACUAUGUACUCGGACUCUCCAGCCAAGGGUCAAAUGUUGAGCAGCAGACGCGUUGUGCUGCGCAAUCCUGACGGAACAACUCGCAUCAUUCAACAAGCCGUCACGCAAAUGGCACGUCCAAAAACCCUGCCAUCCACAAUCUCUUCAAAUGCAGCUUCGCCUAUGGCAUCAGCAUCAACAGCGGCAGCACCAGCAACACCAACAGCUCAAUCUACACCACAUAGAGUACAAAUUAUACGUGGACCCGACGGCAAAGUAAGCGUGCGGGGUCUGAAUCCAGGACAGCAGCUGGUACAAAUGCCGGACGGCAAACUACAUGUCCUGACGACGACAACAUCCACAAAUCCAAAUGCAGCAACGCAGCUGGCAACCGUCAAAGGUAAGUUGCCAAUCAAAACCCUGGCUUCAGCAACGUCCAGUCCUACAACAACAUCGACUACUGCCACAAACACUUCCGGCACCGCCGCCACUCCUUCGGGCUCACCAGUGAUUAAGCAAAUAGCAGUGAAGAAUGUGACCAAACCGUCUGUGGCACAGGCUAUAGCGUCAUCGCAACGUGUCACUUUACCAUUGGCGCAGGUGAAAAAUAAAUUACUAAUGGCGCAGCAGCAACAAGCGGCAGCAGCAGCUGCAACAGCAACAUCAUCGCCCACUGUACAGAAACUUGUACAGCCUAAAGUUGUGGGCACCACCACGCCACCAUCACAAAAUCUGCAGCAAGUUUUUGUGCAGCCAGGCUCUAAAGUGGUGGUCGGUCAAAAUGCACAAGGUCAGAAAGUCAUAUUGACAGCUUCAGGAUUACAGCAACAGCAGACAGUUCAACCGCAGCAGCAAAUUGUACAGACACAAGUGUUGCAGCAGCAGCAACAGCAACAAACAACGCAACAGACACAACAAAUUGUUGUUAAUCAGGUGAGCGCACAGCCUACACAAAAGGUUAUACAACAAAUAGUGAACACCAGCAAUGUGCAACAGCAAAUUGUGGUUGGUGGGCAACGCAUAAUACUGAGCCCGGGUCAAACGAUUGUCACACAGCGUAAUAUGCCGCAGAGUCAAGUACAGCAAAUGGUUCAACAGCAAAUACAAGCUCAGCACCAACAACAGCAGCAGCAACAACAACAACAACAAACUGUACAGAUACAGUCGCAACAGCAACAACAGCAACAAUAUGUUGUGCAAAGCAAUCAAACAAUUCAAACAACGCCCAAAAUGGUGAAGCAACUGGUGCUGCAACAACAACAACAACAGCCACAACAACAGCAGCAGCAACAACAAGCAAUUGAAGAGAAGGCGCAGGCUAGUAAUACAGACAACAACGGGUCCGCCGGCCAACAAGUUCUUGUACCGAAUUCUACUCUCGCGCAGCAGCUGGCGCAAGGCAAGCUGCAAGUAGCGACGGUCAAUGGUCAACAGGUCAUUGUGAAGCCACUAGGCAACAACCAGGCCCAGAUCGUAGCCCACAUAAAGCAGCAGGGCGACGGAAAUUCGCAUAUCGUCACAAAUAAUACAACGCCUGCAGUAACGGAAACAAGUCCUCAAAGCUCACCCGUAAAGCUACCACAACAACAGCAAACCGUCGUACAACACAGUCCACAACAAGUUAUAGUACAGCAACAGCAGCAGCCACAAAUGAUGCCAAUGCAGGUGGUGCAGCAAGUAUGCCAACCCGUGCAGCCUCAACAACAGCAGGCCUUAAGCAUAGAGGAAAGUUUGCUGCAAAAUCAACCUCCUGGCACGGUCAUCAAAUGUGUAACGGCUCAAGUGCUUCAAACAGAACAUGGUCCACGUAUUGUUCUCCAGGGCCUUGUGGGCAAUGACUUCACUGCGCAACAACUGCAAUUGGUGCAAACGCAGGUCAAGCAACAACUGAUGAAAGCACAAGAAUCUCACGGCAAGUUGGGAGUCCUGGGACCCACAAAAAUCUACUUGGCCGUGCAGCCAGAAACAGCGUCUCAGUCACAGCCGCCACCUUUAACACCUGUGCAUCAGUCUGCAACGCAUCAACAAACCAACAACGUUAGUUGCGCAGUCGCAGAUGCCAGCAGCGACAACAACAACGCAGCUACCAGCUCAACUACCACGUCUACAACUGCUGACGAAGACAACACACUCAACAGCAUCUGCACCACAGUCCCUACAAAUGCCGCUGGCAGCAACAGCGAGCUUCAUCUCGGCCCCAACACCAUUGCCCAAAUUGAUAAGAAUAACACCGUCCCAUGCAGCAACCAUUCAACAGGCACGUUCGUGGAGGGCGUAGAUCAGGCAGAAGAAGACCCAAGUAAAAACGUGAACAAUCCGCAAAUCAUUAAUGAUGAGCAAGUAAAGAGUUUUGUGGUUACAAGCGGAUAUAUACAAGAAUCUAUUUCAAAUGCACUGAAACAAGGAAACCUUAGUCCGGAGCUCGAAGAGAAACUGGAGACCAUGCGCAAGAAGCAGGACUCACAGAAUUUAGGUGAUUGCACGCUGUCCAGCAGGAGUAAUGCGACCUCUGAUGCACCUACAACCUCUGCUCGUCGAAGGACUAUAUCAUCUCGUCAGCAUCAGAAUAGUGAAGAUGCAGAAUGGAAAAUUCGCACGCCCUCAAAGCGACUUGCAACAGCCGUUGUCGUUAAUCACAACAAUAGCGCCCACAAAAAUAAUCGCAGGCAGCAGGAAGAUGCGGCACAGUUAAGCGAACCCAGACAAUCACAGCUGGAACGCCAUAAGGAUUUGCUUAAGAAGAGCAUUUUACGCAAGCGAUCGCUCCUGGAGCGGAAUUUGCAACACGAAAUACGGGAGGAGGUGCAGGUCAAAGUGCAGCGGCAUGUGCGUGCCAUGAGCGUCACUACACCUGAAGAACAGAGUGAGAAUGAGCGAGCCGCCGUAUUUUCUGAUCGGCAUGCAGAUCAUAACUUGGAACAUAAGAGACACCCUAAGCUAUCCAGCAAUCGUAACCACAAUUCAGAAUUAGGCUCAAAUAAUACAAGGCACAGCGUUGGUCGUCCCAAAAAGAUAACCAGGAAGAAAGAAAAGCUAUAUUGUAUUUGCCGCACGCCAUAUGACGAUACAAAAUUUUAUGUGGGGUGUGAUUUGUGCAGUAAUUGGUUCCACGGCGACUGCGUCAACAUCACCGAAGAGGCAUCAAAGAAGCUUUCCGAAUUCAUUUGCACCGAUUGCAAGAAGGCCCGUGAAACUCAACAGCUCUAUUGCAGUUGCCGUCAACCUUACGAUGAGUCACAGUUUUACAUUUGCUGCGAUAAGUGUCAGGACUGGUUCCACGGACGCUGUGUGGGAAUUUUGCAGAGUGAAGCUGAGUUCAUUGAUGAAUAUGUUUGUCCGGAAUGCCAGCGGAAUACGGAUGCCAAUGCGGCGAAUAUGAAAAGUCUAACGUCGCAUGAGCUGCUCGAGCUAAAGGCUUUAAUCAAACAAAUACAGUCCCACAAAAGUGCUUGGCCAUUUAUGGAACCGGUUGAUCCGGAAGAGGCACCAGACUAUUACAAAGUAAUAAAAGAGCCCAUGGAUCUCAAGCAGAUGGAAGCCAAACUAGAAUCGAACACAUACACCAAACUGGCCGAAUUCAUUGGUGAUAUGACAAAAAUUUUUGACAACUGCCGUUAUUAUAAUCCAAAAGAGUCGUCGUUUUACAAGUGCGCUGAGGCACUCGAAUCAUAUUUUGUGCAGAAAAUCAAAAGUUUUCGGGAGAACGUUGUUGGUCAAAAUAAUUGAAAUACAAAAGAUAACAAACAUUUUAAAUGCACCAUUAAGUUUAGUGUUUGGUUUAAUACUUUUCUAACCAUUUGGAAUUUGAAAGAGUUUUAAUAUAAACAAAAACACGAGUACUAAAGUAAAUUAGUAUUAGAAAAUUACACAAUAUACAUACAUAAGAUAUUCAUUCAUUUAAGAAAAUAACUAACAUAAGUAGUCAGAUGAUGUAGAAUGAAAUAUGAAAAUGCAUACAUACACGCAUAUACGCGGAAUAUGCAUACUGAGGAUGGGUGUAAGGCUAGUUUUUAGUGUCGAAGCUUAAAGUAGUUUUAUCUGUGUAUAGCGAUAGUGGAAAUAGGAGCAUUACAAAAACUACAUAAUAAAUAUGUACAUAAGUUCACAAGCAUUUGUUUUAAAACAUUUAAUCAAACAUAACACGUCUGUAAUUUAACUUCUAAGAAAAGGCCUAUACAUACAUACUAGUUUUAUUUAAAGAUGCAUUGUGUAUAUUUUCGGAUGAAUGAUACAGACGGACCAGCAGCAGGUAUAUAAAAAUGUAAUAAAAUAUUUUAAACCCGACCCACGAUCAAUUUUUCUUGAGCUGCUCUAAUAGGCAUCCAAGUCAAUAAUAAAAGGGCGCUCGUUGGUUUGAAUAGC
Molecule: messenger RNA, 9154 nt
Organism: Scaptodrosophila lebanonensis
Lineage: Eukaryota; Metazoa; Arthropoda; Insecta; Diptera; Drosophilidae
Gene: E(bx)
Product: nucleosome-remodeling factor subunit NURF301
Exons: 12
Coding region: 254-8518 (2754 amino acids)
Biological process (GO): regulation of transcription by RNA polymerase II
Cellular component (GO): NURF complex
Molecular function (GO): RNA polymerase II cis-regulatory region sequence-specific DNA binding
Source: RefSeq, a predicted model, not a curated record